This is a messenger RNA of Penicillium brevicompactum, 372 nucleotides long. Its product is annotated as putative progesterone binding protein. NCBI's taxonomy places the organism in Eukaryota, Fungi, Ascomycota, Eurotiomycetes, Eurotiales, Aspergillaceae. Bases 1 to 372 code for a protein of 123 amino acids. The transcript has 3 exons. Gene Ontology annotation, cellular component: membrane; endomembrane system. The record is from RefSeq and is a predicted model, not a curated record.
AUGACUGAAGAGAAGCGCUUUGCUCCCAAAGUGGCCGUCCAACUGGAUCCUCCCAAGGACGACCCCAUCUCCCCCGAGGAGCUGGCCAAAUGUGACGGCACCGACCCCAGCCGUCCGACUCUCGUCGCCAUCAAGGGCGUUGUCUUCGACGUGACCCGCAACGCAGCAUAUGGAGCCCAGGGCCAAUACCGAGUCUUUGCCGGCAAGGACCCCUCGCGUGCCCUCGCGUGCUCCUCUCUCAAGCCUGAAAACUGCGUGCCGGAAUGGCACGAUCUCGACGACAAGGAGAAGAAGGUGCUGGAUGAGUGGUUUACAUUCUUCAGCAAGCGGUAUAAUAUCGUCGGUAAGGUGGAGGGCGCUACGAACACUUAA